AUGGAGUAUCCCUUCAGCCGCUCAACUGUGUCGCCGGCGCCCAACCUCUCCGUACCCAUCUUGCUGGGCUGGGGUAUCAACCUGACUUCCGGCCAGGAAGUCCCGGCUCCCGGGCCGCCGCCGCCGCCACCGCCGCCGCCCGGGCCGCCCAGCCACCUCGUGUACCUGGGGGUUAUCCUGGUGGUGUCCGUGGCCGGCAACGCCAAGGUACUGUGCCGCUUGUGUGGCGGUGGCGGGCCAUGGGCGGGUCCCAAGCGUCGCAAGAUGGACUUUCUGCUGGUGCAACUAGCCCUGGCCGACCUAUACGCGUGCGGGGGCACCACGCUGUCGCAGCUGGCCUGGGGGCUGUGGAGCGAGCCGCGUCGGGCGGCGAGCGACCGGGAGUGCCGCUUCGUGCAGCUACUGCAGGUAUCCGGCCGGGGCGCCUCGGCCCACCUAGUGGCGCUCAUUGCCCUCGAGCGUCAGCACGCCGUGCGCCAUCCGCAGGGCCCGCCGCUGCCGGCACGCGUCCUCGCCGCCUUGGGCUGGGUGCUGGCGCUGCUGCUGGCCCUACCCCCGGUCUUCGUGGUGCGCGGGGGAGCCCCAUCCGCGCCACGCGCCGCGUCCCCGGACGCCCACGCCUGGGCCGGAGAGCAUCGCUGCCGCGGCAUCUUCGCGCCUCUGCCGCGCUGGCACCUGCAGGUCUAUGCGCUCUAUGAGGCCGCCGCGGGAUUCGCGGCACCGGUCGCAGUCCUGGGCGUCGCUUGCAGCCGCCUGAUCUGCGCCUGGUGGCAGUGCCCGCCCCCGGCCCCAUCUGCUGCGACGCCCAAGUCGGCGAGUCCCGGCCGAGCCCCCGCCCACAGCGCGCUACCGCGUGCCAAAGUACAGAGCAUGAAGAUGAGCCUGACUCUCGCGCUGCUGUUCGUGGGCUUUGAACUGCCCUACUUUGCUGCCCGGCUGGCAACCGCGUGGUCGUCUGGGCCGGUGGGAGAGUGGGAAGCCGAGGACUUAGCGGUGGCGCUGCGCCUCGUGGGGGUGGCUAACAGUGCCCUCAACCCCUUCGUCUACCUCUUCUUCCAGGCGGGCAACUGCCAGCUCUGGCGGCGUCUGCGGAAGCGUUUGGGCGCUCUUUGCUGCUCGCAGAAGGGAGUCUCAGAGGACGACGAGGGGGCCCAGGUCCACCAGGCGCUCCACCGUCACCGCUGGCCCCACGCCCAUUAUCACCACGCCAGGCGGGAGCAGCCAGAGAAGGGCUACUUGCGCCCACCGCCGCCGCGUCCCCGGCCGCCACCCUGCUCCUGUGAAAGCGCAUUCUAG
Molecule: messenger RNA, 1296 nt
Organism: Pteronotus mesoamericanus
Lineage: Eukaryota; Metazoa; Chordata; Mammalia; Chiroptera; Mormoopidae
Gene: GPR150
Product: G protein-coupled receptor 150
Exons: 1
Coding region: 1-1296 (431 amino acids)
Biological process (GO): cellular response to hormone stimulus; G protein-coupled receptor signaling pathway
Cellular component (GO): plasma membrane
Molecular function (GO): G protein-coupled receptor activity; peptide binding
Source: RefSeq, a predicted model, not a curated record